Eufriesea mexicana is the source of this 2700-nucleotide messenger RNA. It is a transcript of the gene wnd, whose product is annotated as Mitogen-activated protein kinase kinase kinase 13 wallenda. Gene Ontology annotation, molecular function: protein serine/threonine kinase activity; ATP binding. Gene Ontology annotation, biological process: protein phosphorylation. The transcript has 11 exons. NCBI's taxonomy places the organism in Eukaryota, Metazoa, Arthropoda, Insecta, Hymenoptera, Apidae. The coding region runs from base 1 to 2700 and encodes 899 amino acids. The record is from RefSeq and is a predicted model, not a curated record. Gene Ontology annotation, cellular component: cytoplasm.
AUGCGUACCCCUGCUGAGACAGAGACACUGUCUCAACCUGAGAUGUACAAAUUUGAAUCUCAGGAGACGGAAGCAUCAUCGGGUGUUAAUCAAGUAGUUUUAUCACCUUCUCAUCCGGAAGCACACAUAUUUACUAAUAGCAUGUUAUGUAUUCAAGAAGAAUUAGGUCAGUUGAGUGGAAUUGCAGGAGGUCCUAUUAUCACUGAUCCACGUGAUGCUCAAUUGCCUAAUAACAAUCAUAGCAAUUCAGAAAGCAAUAGUAACUCUAGUGAAAUUGCAACAAAAUGCACUCCAGGUUCUGGAACUUUAGAUGCACAGAGAUCAAGCUGGGUGGAGGGUAUAUUAGGUUGUAUGCGUCCAGUUUGGACUAUGCUUUCAAAAGCAGCUGUAAAUGAAAAAAUUAAAGGACAUCAAACGGAUGAUUGGGAAAUACCAUUUGAAUCAAUUAGUGAGCUUCAGUGGCUUGGAUCUGGAGCUCAAGGAGCAGUAUUUAGUGGUAAAUUGAAUAAAGAAGUUGUAGCUGUAAAAAAGGUGCGAGAGCCGCGUGAAACCGAUAUACGACACUUAAGAAAGUUGAAUCAUCCAAAUAUUGUACAAUUUAAAGGUGUUUGUACACAAGCACCAUGUUACUGUAUUAUAAUGGAAUUUUGUCCAUAUGGACCAUUAUAUGACCUUCUUAGAGCUGGAGAGCCAGUUCCACCUCCUAGAUUAGUAUCAUGGUCAAAACAAAUUGCUGCUGGAAUGGCCUAUCUUCAUGCACAUAAAAUUAUACAUAGAGAUCUUAAAAGUCCAAAUGUAUUAAUAGGACAAGGAGAAGUUGUGAAAAUUAGUGAUUUUGGGACUAGUAGAGAAUGGAAUGAAAUUAGUACAAGAAUGAGCUUUGCUGGUACAGUUGCCUGGAUGGCUCCAGAAAUCAUCCGAAACGAACCUUGUUCUGAAAAAGUAGAUAUAUGGUCCUAUGGUGUGGUAUUAUGGGAACUUUUAAGUGGAGAAAUACCUUAUAAAGACGUGGAUUCUUCUGCAAUUAUCUGGGGGGUGGGCAAUAAUUCUCUUCAUUUACCGAUUCCUGCAAGUUGUCCAGAAGGUUAUAGGUUACUUGUAAAACAAUGUUGGGCUGCAAAACCACGUAACAGACCUUCCUUUAAGCAUAUUGAAAUUCACCUUGGUAUUGCAGCAGUUGAAGUACUAUGUACAAAACCGGAUGAUUACUUUAAGACGCAGCAAUCUUGGAAAAAAGAAAUUAGGGAUCACAUGAAACAAAUGCAAACAAAUAGUUGUAGCAGUCCAAGAUUUGAAGCUGAUCUCAUUCGACGACGUGAGGAUGAAUUAAGACAUGCUCAAGAUAUUCGAGAACAUUAUGAACGUAAACUUGAACGUACCAAUAAUUUGUACUUAGAAUUAAGCGCUGUUUUAUUACAGUUGGAACAGCGUGAACGAGAUGUUAUUAAACGAGAACAACAAAAUGGGUAUAAGCAAUGUAAGAAACGUCUUGUGCACCCCCUUUUAAAAGCUCAAGAAAGACUUCAUCGUAGACGUAAUCCUCAAUUUUCAACAUCAUCUACUCCAACAACACCACCAUCUCCAACAAAUUGUCCACAAAGUCCUGUAAAAGCAACUAUGUAUACCCAACUAAAUGAAUCUAACCAACCGGAAACAGUUUUAGCCCCUAAUAAUAGCUUUAAACAACGCAAAUAUAGGCACCGUAGAGUAGGAUCUGGCUGUGGUGUAAACUCUAGCCCACGUUCGAGCCCUCAUCGUGAGAGGAAGAGCACAGAAGUAUGUGCACGAUUUGUUGAUAAUCAAACACAAACAGAUAUAAUGGAUAUCAACGAAACUGAUUUUAAUCCCGUUGGACAUACAACAAUUUCAUCAACAGAAAAGCUUUCUGUAAAUAGCCUUAAUAAACACUCAUUAAAUAAACAAACAUCGGAAUGUUUAAAUGGAAACUCAAUUUUAUCUGAAGCUCAUUAUAGAAUGCAAUCUAGUCCUUGCUCCAGUCCUGAACCUUCAAAUGAAAAUCGUGCAAAUGGAAAUGAACGUCUAAAGGAUUGUAGUGAUGAUGAUAAUUUAGAGACACUUGGCCGAAAAGUUAGUGAAAUUAUUAAUGCCAAUCGUCUUAUUUCUCCCAUAGAUAAUGGAAAUUGUGACGACGUGAUGCAACACAGAGGUAAAGAAGAAUCUGUAAAAUUGUCUGGUCAUUUCUGUGGAAUUACUGCGAACGGUACUAAUACACCACAAGAACAAUCGGAAAUUAAAACCCGACCAUGCUCUGAAAGUAUGGAUACUCUAUGCGAUCAUGAAGAUGAUGCAUGUGAAGAAAGCUGGUCAGAUGAAGAAGGCGAAGAUCCAAGUUAUACAUAUAAUUAUUCUCUUAGAAGAAGAAGUAUUGCAAGGAGACCAAUUGGUCCUGGAUGUAGAUUAAGAAGAUUUAAACAUGCAACAGUACGAAUAGAAGGGGUAUUAGCUUCAGAUGAGGAAAAUACUUCUGAAUAUUCACAUCCUCCGUCCAGUCAAUCCUCUACAUUAGAAAGUAAUCCCGAUGUGCAAAGAGUAUUUCGUAGUAUUCAUUAUUCUCAUAAGAGGAAAGAAAUAGAUGAUGUUUCUGAUACAUCAAGUCAAUCAGAAACAGAUGAAGUCAGUGAGAUUACAAUUGCAUCUCAACCAGUAGGUGCAAAUUUAAAAAUAGAAAGUAGCGUAUAG